AUGGCUGGUGCUCCACGUUUUUCUACACCGCCAGCUAUUCGGCAAACGCCAAAUGAUAGUAAUUUAUUAUUUAUUGAAUGUCAAGUGCAAGCAUCACCAAAACCUGAGGUAACAUGGUUUCAAAAUGAUAAAAAGUUACCGGCAACAGCAAAGUAUAAACAAGUGAUAAAAGUAUCAUCAACACCAAAUACCUUCGAUAUAUCAUUGGAAAUAAAUCAAUUAGGACAAACCGAUGCCGGUACAUAUCGAAUUACUGUAAAAAAUAAAACAGGAGAAGUGUCAGCCAAUGUUGACCUCAAUUUUGCAGCUGAAGAUGAUGCAAUACAAGCUCAAGUUGAAAAGCAAGUUUUGACAUUUUAUGACAGAAAUUCAGCUGAAGGUACAUCACCAACAUUUAUUCAAAAACCAAUAAUUAAACAAGAAAAUGACGGCAAGCGACUGGUAUUUGAAUGCAAAAUAGCAGCCGAUCCUAAACCAGAUUUAUCUUGGUCUCGUGAUGAUGUUCCAAUUCAAGAUUCUGGACGAUAUUUAAUUUAUUGUGAUCCACUACCGAAUAAUGCUUAUGUUGCAUGUUUGGAAAUAGAUGAUGUCAAUUCAGCCGAUGCAGGAAAAUAUAAAAUAACAGCUAAAAAUAAAUUAGGCGAAAGUAAUGCACAUAUUAGUUUAAAUUUAGACAAUCAGGAACAAGGUGGUGGUGGCGGCGGUAGUCGUCCAACGUUCACUAUUGCACCACAAAUUCGUAUGUUUGAAGAAUCUGUUCUACUCGAAUGUCGUUGUACAGCUGAACCAGUACCGACUUUUACGUGGAAUCUUAAUGGAAAACCGAUUGUAAUUGGAACAAAAUAUAAACAAGGAAUUUUGUCAGAAGGAAAUAAUCAUACAAUAUUUCUUGAAGUAUUAAAUCAUACUAAAAAAGAUUCCGGUGAAUAUCGUGUUAUAGCAAAAAAUAUAAAAGGCGAUGGUUCAGCUAAUAUACAAUUAAAUAUUGAAGGAAUUGAUUUCAAAUUACCAGAGGGUACUGCACCAACAUUUAUUACUAAACCAACAAUUAAACAAGACGCCAAAUCGGCAACUGUACAAAUCGAUAUUCAAUCCGAACCAAUUCCAUCGAUAUAUUGGACAAAAGAUAGCAGAGAACUAUUAAAUGUUGAUAAAAUCGUAACAAGAAUUGAUCGAAAAGGAACGAAUCGUUAUAGCAUAUUUCUUGAUAUUAAGAAUUUAACAGCAUCUGAUAGUGGCAUUUAUAAAUGUACAUUAGCAAAUGAACUCGGUACCGCAACUGCCAAUAUUGUAUUAAAAGUAGUUGGUGAUAAAAUUAGUAUUGAACAAAGUGAUAAACUUGCACCAUCUUUUGAAAAACCAAAAGUUACCAUAGCAACAGCCAAAAAAUCAAUUACAAUUGAAUGUCGAUGUAAAGGGAAACAAGAACCAAAAAUAACGUGGAAAAAAGAUAAAGUUGAUAUUAAAGAAACACCAAAUAAAUACAAAAUGACUAAAACAAAAGAAUCAGAUGACACAUAUGUAUUUGCACUCGAAAUAUUGAAUUCAACUGUAACCGACACGGGAACGUAUAAAAUAUUUGCCAUGAAUGAUGCGGGAGAAUCACAAACACUGAUUAAUUUGAACGUGGAUGCGUCAGCACAACCUGAAGUUAAGAAUGAUCAAAAAUCAACUACAAUGAAAGCACCAACGUUUAUGGAUAAACCAAAGGAUAUUACUGCUAAUGAUGGGGAAAAAGUUCAAGCACAAUGCAAAAUUACUGGAAUACCAGUUCCUGAAAUAACAUGGUUUUUGAAUAAAAAAGAAGUAAAACCGUCUACAGAAUUUAUUCAAGAAUAUGAUGGUCAAAUAGCAAAAUUAACCAUUCCAGAUGGAUAUGUUGAAGAUAGUGGAGAUUGGAUGUGCGAAGCAUGGAACGAAGCGGGAGAAGCAACAGAAAAUUUUAAGUUGACAAUAAAAGAAAAGAAAGGAAAAGAAAAACGAACAAGAAAACAGCCUUCAAAAUCUACGAAAAAAGACGAAGAACCAAGUAAAAAAGAGCAAAGAAAACAGGUAUUGGAACAACAAAACACCACACAACCACUGAAACAGAAUGAAGCAGUUUCUUCUCCUACAAUUAUAAUACCUACUAUUGGUGAUGAGGACGAUGAAGAUGACGAGUAUAAUGAACUACCAACGAUUCCAUUUAUUCAAAGACCCAGACGAGCAAAACCAUCAGAUAGAGCGAAACGUUUAUCACAAACAAAAUUAGGAGCCAUUUCAGAACUGUCAGGUAUGUUAAGAAAACAAUAG
This is a messenger RNA of Didymodactylos carnosus, 2292 nucleotides long. NCBI's taxonomy places the organism in Eukaryota, Metazoa, Rotifera, Eurotatoria, Philodinida, Philodinidae. The record is from the annotation of a GenBank genome assembly.